Messenger RNA from Cuscuta europaea, 324 nucleotides. The record is from the annotation of a GenBank genome assembly. Lineage: Eukaryota; Viridiplantae; Streptophyta; Magnoliopsida; Solanales; Convolvulaceae.
CUUCGUCCUGAUAUUCAGAAAGACCCAUUAACCGAGGAAGAGGAGAGACGGCUGGUGGCAUUACAUGAGCUACUCGGGAACCGGUGGUCAGAGAUCGCAAGGUGUAUUCCUGGCCGGUCGGAGAACUUCAUCAAGAACCACUGGAACGCAACCAAAAGGCGGCAGUUCACCAAAAGAAAACCUAAAGAAGGCGGCUCCCUAAUCAAUAACGGGAAUAAAAAGAGACCUAUGGUUCUAGAAAACUAUAUCAAGCGCAAAUACUUCAGUGGUGCCCUCACGCUUGCCCCGCCCAGUUCUGUCCAACAGAACAGCAUUGACGCUCAU